AUGGAAGCCGCCACAAUCCGAGUUUACGCUUGUUGGGACAAGGGGUUGGCUUAUAUACUCGGUUCGGAUCGCCCGUGUCCGCCCAUUGGCUCCGGCUUGGCUUCUAGAAAUAAAAAGGCGAACUCGCGAAGUGAUUGGAUAUUUGAGAUUUGGCGCUCCAUUCGAAAUCCCACUGCUCCACACAACCGGAAAACACGCCACUUCUCACCUGAUGCCGCUGCAACGCCGCGCCACUUGAUCUCGACCAAUGACCGAGCACCAAAAUGGCGGCCCUCUGUCCCCACGCUGCAGUAUCAUCCUGCUGCUCUUGUUUCGAUUAUUUUUAAAUGAUUGGUUGGCAUCACAUUUUUUUCUGAAUUGCUUAUUGCCGUGUCCAUUUGUGGAUUUCGCAAUGUUGGAGGCAUUGGUCGUGACGCCGACGUCCUAGUUGUCGGACGCGAGUACCAAACGCAGGCAAAGCAGCAUCAUCCUGACAGACAAAUGACUCCACGAGACAAAUUCCACUCUAAAGAGACCUUCCGCCUCAUCGCGACUGCCAACAGGGUUUGCUGCAAAUGCUUUCUUCCGUUUAAAUUCGCCUCCACCAAGAUUCUGCCUGAUCUAGAACAAUGA
Messenger RNA from Mesocestoides corti, 612 nucleotides. Lineage: Eukaryota; Metazoa; Platyhelminthes; Cestoda; Cyclophyllidea; Mesocestoididae. The record is from the annotation of a GenBank genome assembly.